Molecule: messenger RNA, 2239 nt
Organism: Monopterus albus (swamp eel)
Lineage: Eukaryota; Metazoa; Chordata; Actinopteri; Synbranchiformes; Synbranchidae
Gene: thoc6
Product: THO complex 6
Exons: 13
Coding region: 144-1115 (323 amino acids)
Biological process (GO): mRNA export from nucleus
Cellular component (GO): THO complex; transcription export complex
Molecular function (GO): protein binding
Source: RefSeq, a predicted model, not a curated record
CAAAGAAACGUCACUAUUCGGCGCCAAACAAAUUCUCAACUCUUUUCCUCUUCGCGUCGUUUGAUAUUAUACUGCUUCAUUUGUUAUAUUCCUGCGGCUCUUUGCCAGUUUUGGUGGAGCGCUGGGUGUUUUUAUUCAGCAGAAUGGGUCCCGUAGAGCUCCUCCACAUGUCAGUUUUCUCUCAGAGUUUUUCCCCCUGUGGUCGGUUCCUGGCAGCUGGAAACAACUAUGGAGAAAUUGCACUUUUUAGCCUAUCUGCAGCUCUGAGUCCAGAGGCAACAGGACUAAAUCAGAAACCUGUUCUAACCUUCACUGCUCACGAAGGUCCGGUUUUCUCUCUCCUCUCCACUGACUGUCACCUCCUGAGUGCAGGAAAUGGAGAGGUCAGCGCCUGGAGCUGGGCCGAGCUCACCAAGAAGAAUGCGAAACCUUUGUGGACAAAAAGACCCAACUACAAAUCCAGUCUGGAGAUCCCAGAGAUCAACUCGAUGGCAGUCAACCCCAGCGAUAACAGCCUUGUGAUCGGUGGAGGAGACAACAAUGUCCACAUCCUGGAUCUGGAACAUGGGGCUUUCAAGUUGGUCCUCCAGGGUCAUUCGGACUACAUCCACUGUGUGAGUGUGAGAGAGAGGGAGGCAGAGAUCCUGUCGGGAGGGGAGGACGGAGCUGUGAGGAUUUGGGACAGCAGGACAGGUCAGUCUGUUCACUGCAUCGAGGUCUACAAGUAUAAGACCUGUGCACGGCCUCAGUAUGGUAAAUGGAUUAGCUGUGUGACCACAGAUUCUGACUGGAUGCUGUGUGGUGGAGGUCCUUCUCUAUCUCUGUGGCAUCUCCGCUCUCUGUCGCCGACUUCGAUCUUCCCUCUGACAGGCUGCCAGAGACAGGCCACCUUCUACCAGGACAUGAUUCUGGCUGUAGGUGAAGGAUCAUUUGUGUCUCACUGUCUGCUGGGGGGAGAGGUCAAAGCUCAGAUCCCCUGUAUGCCCCAGAGUCUCAACACCUUGCAGCUCAACACCAACAGCACUGAGCACCGGGUGCUGACAGCAGGAGGUAGCAGUAGCCACAUUGACGUGUUCACCAACCUGUCGUAUAGAGCCUUUUCCCUCAGCUUCUGAACACACAGCAUAAGUGGUGUUGCAUAUCAAUGUUUGUGUCUCGAGGUGAAGAAGCGGAGUAUUAGUGAUUUUUUUUUUUUUUGGAAGAAACUCUCCUCACGGCUUUUGUACAUUUUAGUCUCAAGAUAUUAAAAUAUUUUUCUCUGAUUUUAUACAAACUGGGUUCUUUUGUCAUAAUAAUCUAAACUCAAAAUGUCCACUUUAUACAAACACCUUCUCCCUCUUGAUUUUUCCUCUUAUUUACAGAAGCUGGUGCUGUGGAUGAUCUAGUGGUGCUAACUGUUGAGAUCACCAGUAAAAAAAUUCUCCCAAAAAUAAAUGGGGGGGAAAAAUACAAGCACCACAUCUAGUCAAAACUUAAGAAAUACAUUAAAACUAAAUACACAGUAUUAAGCAGCUCCACUAUUCUCACUGGCUGACAAGAGAAACAAGAAGUCUGUACUGGCUAUGAAUGUUAUAAAAAUGUACUAUUUGUUUUUACUUCUUCAUCAGUGUUACAUAUGUCUGUGAUUAAGUGGUGAAAGUGAUUCCAUGAUUUUCCAAGUUGAAGUGAAAGGUUUUUAAUUAUCAUAGCAAAGAAAGUACUUUUAGAUUUUCACUUUGAAAACCAAAGUAAACAAACUUGACCUUCACACCAGUCUCCUCUAUGGUGCAAAACUUGGAAUUGCAUCUCCAACAGAAACUCAUUCCAACUAAACAUGCGUAGCAUUCAAAAAGCAGAAUACAUAAAAAACAGUUUGGCUGUCCACAUGUUGGUCUCUUACUGCUUCCCCUUUAUGUCUCCUGUCUGCAAGCUUUAAACCAACCUGUCAUUGCAGAAACAAAUGUAGAAAUAUAUACAAGCAAGCUAUAUAUAGAGCUGGUGGUUCUGACUAUGGGGACUAGUCGGUACAGAUGAAGUACAGUGAAACCUUUGAGGUGGUUCUUAUACUACCUAGGGGGUUUAUUCAGUCCUUGGUGUGGUUCUAGUGGAUCCAGUUUUGGAUGUAGGUCUUGGGUCUCAAAUAUAGUGUUAAAAUUGCACUUUGAAGAGUUGUUACACAGCAUUUAACAGAAAUGUAUGCAUGUAUAUGAAAAAGCAUUUUAAUGGAGAAAUGAAACCUGUCAAACAUCAGAUUAGACUG